Gossypium arboreum is the source of this 675-nucleotide messenger RNA. RefSeq lists its product as uncharacterized. The coding region runs from base 86 to 430 and encodes 114 amino acids. NCBI's taxonomy places the organism in Eukaryota, Viridiplantae, Streptophyta, Magnoliopsida, Malvales, Malvaceae. The transcript is spliced from 4 exons. Gene Ontology annotation, cellular component: EKC/KEOPS complex. The record is from RefSeq and is a predicted model, not a curated record.
AUUUAAGUCCUCAACCCUAUUUCAUUUCGUCGUCUUCGGCUGAUUCUUAACUUCUUGUAACGCAGUUCCAGUUGGAAGACCUCACAUGGCUGCUAUCGCUGACUUGUCAGAUGCCCCGAACCAGUGGGAAUUCAGCUGGUCAUUUUCUCACUUUUUUCCCCCUUUUGUGCUCUCAAAAUUCUAUGGUGAUUUGGAGGUAGAUUUUGAGUCUGAAGAGAAUGCUUCAAUAGUCUAUGCUGCAUUGGGUGUUGAUAAAGAGUUGCAACCAGAUAAAGUGAAGAGGCAAAUGUCGAUCUCUGAUGGGAAACUUUCUGUGCACUUUGAAGCAGUUGAAGCUAGGUUUCUCCGUGCAUCAUUUUCAGCUUUCGUUGAUGUACUCACACUUGCCUCGAAAACCAUCGAAGAACUUGGCCCAGGAAUGGUAUUGUGAUCUUUGAUUAUUGCAAUUUUACAAUAAAUGCUGUGGGAUUCUGGCAUUAAUGCAUUCUUUUUCGUUAUUCUGUUCUUCAUCUUUUGUAUUCUUAAUGAUACACAUGUAAUUUAAAUUAGGAUGUAAGCUUAGCUUCUAGCUCACCGUUAUCUUCCAGGUUUUUUUCUUUAUGUAUGUUGAUCAGGUUUAAACAUGUGGAACUAUCACUAAGUUAUGCCGAAUUCUUCUCCUUUUACGACUCUUCA